AUGGGCUAUAUUUGUGCUGUAAAGAAUUGUGGACACAAUACUGCUAGAGAUAAGGGUAGAUACAGAUUUUUCAGGUUUCCAGCGAUAAUAGUAAGCCAAGGCAAAGAAAUUUGCGAAUUGAGCGAACGGCGAAGAAGGCAGUGGUUUGCAAAUAUUUACAGGAAGGAAUUCGAUGAUAAGAAAGCUGAAAACUCUCGAGUUUGUAGCAGUCACUUUAUUUCUGGUGUGUAAAUAAUAUGUAGAAUAAUUUCUUUUCGUAGAAAAAUCCUGCCAGCGGACCAAAUGAUAGCUGAACUGACAAUCGCCUCGUGCACAUUUUGUAAUCUUUGCUUAGCUGCAUGCAUUUUGAGAUCCCUUAGUCAUUUCUAAAUAACUGUCUGAAGAUUUGCUCUGUAUUUACAAUGCUAUUUGAAAGAUUAGUUUGCAUGGACUAUUUUAUUUACUUACUUGCAGGAGAACGUGCAGAGCUCUUGGCCACCACCAACCCUGACUGGGCACCUACUGUGAAACUUGGUCAUGACAAAAUUAAACAAAAUGUUUCCCAGCUAGCGGUUUCCGAAAUGCUCGUGCCCAAAAGAGGAAUGAAAACAAACAGAACUACGAUGAGAUGGCUUCUUCCUCUACGUCUAGAAAAAGUGGUGAGAUGGAGGUUGUUCAAGAAAAAGAAUAUGUUGAAACUGAAAUAUCUAGUAAGUGUACGUUAUCAAUGUCAGGUUAACGUUUGAUCUCUUAUUAUAAGUAUUCUCCACAAAGGUAUUUCAAGUGAAUGGAGAUUACUGGUAAAUAAUGUUGACGCUAAAACCUUGUCCUCCUGUCUUCACUCUUUUUGUAGAAAUUAUCACUUACAUAUCAAGUCAUUUAAAAUGAUAAACUUCAUAAUCCUGUUUUUGGCAUUGCUUGUAUGCCUUCUUCAAGCCUACCACUAAGUUUCAUGAGUCAUUCAGUUAACACGUUUCAUGUAUAUAUUUUUUAUUGCAGUGA
Messenger RNA from Porites lobata, 981 nucleotides. The record is from the annotation of a GenBank genome assembly. NCBI's taxonomy places the organism in Eukaryota, Metazoa, Cnidaria, Anthozoa, Scleractinia, Poritidae.